Molecule: messenger RNA, 741 nt
Organism: Epithele typhae
Lineage: Eukaryota; Fungi; Basidiomycota; Agaricomycetes; Polyporales; Epitheliaceae
Exons: 5
Coding region: 1-741 (246 amino acids)
Source: RefSeq, a predicted model, not a curated record
AUGGCACGCACCACAUUGACCCAACAGCUCGCCGCAGCGAAUGCCGAGCUUGCUGCUCAAAAACUCGCCAUCGACGAGGCCACUGCCGCUCUCCAAGAGAUGUGCCUCUCCCUGCAGACCUCGGCAGAGACCGCUGCCGCAGCACAGGCGGCCGAACAUGCGGCUGCUCUUGUGGCUGCACAGGCAGCUGCUGUGGUGCCCGGAAACGUUGGUGGUGCAGGUGCCACCAACAAUGAGCAGCCUGUCGAGCUGAUCCCCAAGCCGCCCUCGCACGUCAAUGGGGCAGCCACCAACCUCCGCGCGGCCAUGGGGAUCGAAUGGCAGGACCUGGUGGACAUCCGGUAUGCCAUCCAGUGCAACGUUCAUUCAGCUGGUCUGAACUGGCAAGAGACCUGGCAUCACCAGGACAAGCAAAGGCUCGCCCUGUGCAUCCAAGCAUUAGCGAAGGACUUCCCUAUUCUCAACACUUACACCAAUGGGUGGGCGACGGCUUGGAUUGUCAAGGAAUAUAUGAAGAACAUGCACCACAACGCUCGCGUGAAGGGGUACAUACCGCGCGGGCGCAAGCACAACCGCGGUGGUCGUGCCAACGAGGAAAAUGCGGUGGACCAUGCAGCUCACCUUGCCGCUCUUCGUGCACGCACCGUGAACGCGCGCUCGGGUCGUGCUCCACUCCGCGCCGCGGGCAGGAUGCAGACCACUGCAGGCCCUUCUUCUGAGGGGGCCACUGCGGCUGCGUGA